This is a messenger RNA of Paramecium tetraurelia, 513 nucleotides long. RefSeq lists its product as uncharacterized. NCBI's taxonomy places the organism in Eukaryota, Ciliophora, Oligohymenophorea, Peniculida, Parameciidae. The transcript has 3 exons. The record is from RefSeq and is a predicted model, not a curated record.
AUGGAAAAAUAACUUUUAGUUGCUUAAUAAAGGGCUGUUCAAAUCAAGGGAGACAGAUAUGGUGUGGAAUUUUAGUAUGAAAUAAAUGGUAAGAUUUUUAAAUAGAAAACUGGCUUUGGUUUUAAAACAAUCGGAGAUUUAAUGAGCAUUAUUCUAAAAAAUGAGAUUGCUUAAAAUCUCUGUCCAUUCAAUUCAUAAAAUGAUUUAUUAGGCUAUGAUAUGUUGCUUGCUGAAGUGAAACAUAUUUCAAUUAAGCCAGUAGAUGAAUAGGAUAUGAUAUUUGUGCAUUUUAUUGUUAACAAUACCUCUUAAUCUUUCCUUUUUAAUAAAAAAUAAAUCACUGUUAAGAAUGCUAUUUCUGAAUAUAAUAAGGAUAAAGAGAGCGCACUCAAAAUUGAUAAUUACAAAUAAUACGAAAUAAUGGGGAAAUAGAUUAAUGAAGGAAAUAUCAAUAAGUUCUUGUGUGAAAUGAUAAGUGGAGAACAAGGAUAUAUUAAAUAGUUUGUUUAAUGA